GCCAUUCACAACUUCAUUACUUCAUAUACGAGUGAAAUCGACAUCUCCACUCCGCUCUUCGUGUUGCUUUUACGAGUAAAUGAAAAGGUACGUGGUUUUUGUGUAUAUUCUUGAUUUAUUUCACUAUUUGUAUGUCUGCCUGUGCUAUGGGGCUUUUGUAUACUUUAUUUCAUGUAAAUGUGGCGUUUCAGCUGUCUUUUCCCAGUUUAAAGGCAGACUGUCGCGUAGCUUUAUACAUUUUAUACUAUGUCAAUUUCACAUACGAUUGUAAAAUAGUUGUCCACACUUUCAACACCUUUGAGGUGUCUAAGACCAACACUUUCUUAUUGUUUACAAAAGAGAAACUUAUAGGGCAUAUCUUUUCGAGAGUAAGCCUGUUAGACACAAGGCAGCACAGCAAACCGCUUCGGCCUUCAUUCAUUUGACAGCUGUGUUUGGACUUGCGUGAAAUUACUCAAAAAUCAUUAAAAUUUUUUUGUGGUAUAAUAACUUUCAAUCACAGACAUGUCGACGCAGACCCAAGACAUUAAAGCUAGAGUAUCAAUAACACCGUUGUCAAGAACAAAAAUGUGAUAGUGUAGUAUUUUAAUAAUGAAAGGCUUCAUAUUGUAUGCACGGUUUGACGUAAAAUAUCCUUGACAGCCGCCAAAGGCCAAGUGUAUAAAAACAAUGCUUGUGGCUUAAUAUUGAAAAACUAGUAAGCUUUAUGGUUGUUUAAGUUAAGAUAAUAUAAAAAAUAGUCUAAAGAUUGUUUCAGGAUGCGUUUCAGUUUAGUAUUGCGGAUGCAAAGGUUGUAAUUUGUGUGAACUGUACGUCAUAUGUGUAUUUAUAUUAAUCCCGUUGUCAGUUUACACGCUUGAAGAACUUGUCGUAAGUAAAUAAACCUACUUUAUUGGACUGAAUCUGGGUUUUUUUCUUUAUACAGCGCACACACCAGCCUUUGCAAGGCUAGCAAGGCUUUCUGCCUUGUCUAUCUUCAAGAACUUCAAGCUUUCCGAACAGUACAACGUUGAGUUUGGCUGACUUUACACACUAUAAACAGACGAGCGAUGUUGAGACUUUUAACCAAGUUUAAAACACAGUCACUGAACGAAGUCAAACCAUACGAGAGCAAUGUAAGUUUGAAUCGCUAAAAUUCGCUUGGCUACCGAAAUUGGUAUUUCUAACCAAAUAUGAGUAUAGGAUGUUUCUUGUAUUGUUUUCUUUUCGCUUUCAUUCAGGGGUCACUCGUGUCAGCUGGUCAUGGGGAAACACUAGAUUCUGACGACGGGACACAGCAGCAAACGUGGCAUCGUAAGUUUUAGGAUAAUUAACCUACUCAAUACAUUAAAAUAGCUUUAAAUCUUUUACAAAUUAAAAGGCCAUGUCUUUGUUUUGGGAACCAUUGAGGCGCCAAUAACUAGCUGUUGGAACAAGUUGUGAAUGUUAUAUUGUGUUGUUUUUUUUCCUCGUAGAAGAGGUUAAGGCAGAGCUUGAAGACACAGACGACGCGUCGAAAGACCUAACUCGCACUCCUUUCCUCACACGCAUGCCGAACGUACACGUACGAACACUUCAUUUCGCAAACGAACCGAUAAAAGAAGACGAAAGCCUUAAAAACGAGAAUAAAGAAAAUGGGGAAAUGUUGACGGGACUAAACGGUCUGAAUUUCCCUUCUCCGAGCAGAGGACUCUAUGCCGAGAAACGAAAAUGGUCCGAUACAAAACGCUCUCGUUUUCCCAAACAAAACUUUUCUAGUGACAGUUCCUCUAGUGACGAAGAAGUAAAGGAAUUGUUUUCUAAGCAACAGAAAAGCAAUGGUUCUAGCACAAAUAGCAACGAAGAUAGACGACAAAAAACAAGCCCUGUUCGUAGCGCGAAAAUUCGUCCUUCUGACAGUCACGCGCGAAAAAGACACCGAAUGACUUCCCAUGAAAGAAUUUAUAGCCGUCCUUCACUUGACUUCGAAAAAAUGCAACAGGUACGCCAAUUCUGGCUUUUAUCUUUUUGAAACGCGAAAUCAUAAAGUUUUCUACCAAAUGCAUACGUUUCUGCCGAAUAGCCAAGAUAAAUGUACUAAUUUCAAAAUACUCUUUUUAAUUACGCAUUUUUUAGACUUUUGACGUUUUAUAGUAUAAAAAUAAAUUUUUUUUAUUUUCGGUCUUGCUGAGUUUAUGACCGCAUUGAAUCACAUUGUUUGAACCGAAUUCAAUCAGCAAGAUAGAUUGACCAUUAUAAUUUACAUUCUUUUGUGUGCCUCUUGGCUUGAUCCCUGUCGGAUUAGGUCUUGAUAUCUCAUAAUUGCCAAUUCUUCAAAACACGUAUCAACGCGCGAUAAAAUAUUUAGCCGAUGGCCCUUUGUAUACUAUCUUAAUAUUUUGAACAUUUCAGACAUUGUGCCCAAUAACUUAAUUAAUAUAGUGAGUCAUAUUCUACUGCUUUUUACUAUACUUGCUUUUAACUCCUUAAGUACUAGGCCUUAUUUACGCAUUAUUUUUUAUAAAGUUUUGCUGGAAAAUUUAUCGUAACCAUGGCUUAAGUAAACAUACGGAAAAAUUGUAUUAUAAAGUGCUAAAAAUCUCGAAUUUCUGUUAAAUUUCUGUUGAUUGAUGGCUUAUUUUCUGCCUAGUGAUAAAGCAAAUCAUUCAUUAUUAAAAGCCCUUUCAAAAUUUUUGCUGCAAAUCGUUUAGUAUACUUUGCGUUGCGAAUAUUUCUAUGACUAUGGACCCUAUGAUAUAAAGGUUUCUAUGCCUGUACUAUAUGCAGGUUUCUGCAUGCAUGUUUGUGUAGGAGUUUUGUGUGAUACCUUUUACCCAAAUGUGUUCCUUCCUGCCUAGUUGCAUAAACGCCCACAUUUAUAUUACAGUUUUUCUAAGAGCUAAAUUUAUCGUGAAGCGCAAAGUCUGCCAAAGAAGGAACUUCAAAAAGGCAGGAAAAAGAUGCUUGCGCGGUGCAUGCAAAUUUAAUAAAUACGCAGGCGUUGGAAGAAUGUUGCGCACCAGGUGCGAGGUGGUCUCCCGAUAAUAAAAUCUGCAGCCUGUGGAAAUGUUUAAAAAUAUGGUAUACACUUAACAAGCAGCGCUUUUGUGGUAACUAUUUUUCCCAUAACUUAUUACAAAUAGUUUUUGAGAAUUGGUCGGUAUGAAGUAAGCGUUGACAAACAUAUCAUAUGGCAGUUACCGCUCUUAACCCUUACUGGAGCAAUUUCUAUUUGUUUUUCUCCAAAUAUUAUGCAAGGGGUAUAAAAAAGUGUUCCAAAAUAUCCACUAAACUGAAAAUUCCGCAAAAUUUGUGAAACUUUGUGUUAGUAUGGGCAGCUUGUGGGGUAUAGUCUGGUAUCAUUGCCACAAAAUUAUUCUAAAAAGGAAAUCUUCGAGUGCGGCAGGUUGUUUUGCAAAACCACUUAAAAAUGGCGUGCGCACAAAAAUGGAAGGUUUGAAACGCAAAUUGAAAUUAUUGGAUCUAAAUUUGGAAGGUGUUUUGUGAACUAUCAAAGUACUAACCAAUUUGAUGUACCGAUUACGCCAGUUACGCGCGACCUCUAAAACUUGUUUUUUUUGCCAUAGCAACCUUUCGCUGUGCCACAGCCCUGCUCAAAUAUUUACUUUUCAAAAUAAUUUUGUAGUAGAGAUAUCAGACGAUCCCAAACUACUCAUGCUAACACAAAGUUGUCAAUAAAAGUAUCGAUAUCGCGGAAUUUUCUGUCAGUUAAUGAAAUUCUAGAACUGUACACCUUUUUUUAUAAUGAGAAGAAUGAACAUUUUCUCACUGUGAUGACUACAGGCUGAUCGCCAUCUGCUGCAAAUAGAGCUUAUUAAAACACCGAUACCCACGAUCUUUUCACGAAAAACACUGUGUUACUUUAACCUCAAUUGAACUAAAUUGAAAUGAAAGGUAUAUGUCGGCUGUUAAAGAGCUGAAUUCAUCGCGUAAUCCAGUUAGGAUACCUCAAUUGCUCUAUAUUUUCAUUAGAAUUACCCCUCCUUAGUAGGGGGUUAAUGAAAGAAGUCAUGUAGGUAAAUAAAAUUUAAUGAAUUUCGCAUGCUUUAUUACAGAAGGUGUUCUGGAAACGAAGCACGUACGGAGCCUCCAGACCGCGUAUUGUUAAAGUCCGGGUAAGCUUUGCCUUGUUUAGACCAGGGAUGGAUUUACUGGGGGGGUGCUAUUUUUCAUGAUAAAGCAAAAAAUUAUCAGAGACAAAAUGAGAUUCAGUAAUUUGAGUAAUAACAUGAUGAUAAGCGAACUGUGAGCAACAAUUACAAUUCAAAUAAUGUAGUCAAGCUAGACUUUGCAGUAGUUAAGCAAGUUGAUGAAUGUGUAAAGUCACUGGAAAGCAAUUGCAAUGUACUCGUCCGGAAAAUUUUUUUCCCUAAAAAGUUGUCGAUGGGGGGGGGAGAGGUUGUUGCUCUUCGAAAAUUUUUUUUGGCAGAGCACUCCCCACCAGACCAUGCUGGAUCCAUCCCUGGUUUAGACAAUGCAAAAUCCUCAAUUGUCUGAAAAUCCGAAAUUGUUUGCCCAGAGGUUUACAAGUGAUUUAUGAUACUUUGCUGGUGUUAAUCUUUUGUUUAAAUUGUCUCAGAAUUGUGUGCAGGACAGCCACAUAUUGGACUGCCUGAUUCAACGUUAAUGACUUAAUAUAAAUGAGUGGGGGGUUCUAAUCCCAUUUUCCUAGGCAAAGUAUUGUCUAAAUCCCAGUCAACUGACUAACUGGUUUGCAAAAUGAGGGUCUUCCAGGGGUUUCUAGGGAACAAUGCCAAAAAAUAUAGGGAACAAGGAAGCAUGUACAGUAAGCUUGGGGAAACAAGGGAACAUGAUGAAAUCUUUGUGGGGGAACAAGGGAACAUGUAAGCUGGGGAAACAAGGGAACAUUGUGAAAUCUUUGUGGUGGAACAAGGAAACCUAUACAGUAAGCUUGGGGAAACAAGGGAACAUGAUGAAAUCUUCGUGGGGGAACAAGGGAACAUGUAAGCUGGGGGAAACAAGGGAACAUGGUGAAUCUUCGUGGGAGAACAAGGGAACAUGUAAGCUGGGGGAAACAAGGGAACAUGGGUGAAUCUUUGUGAGGAACAAGGGAACAAAGAAAAAAUUUCCAUAGGGGCAAAGGAACAUUGCCAAAAAUGCUGGUGAAAAGUUCAUUCCCAGUGGUUUAAAUCCCGUUUUCCCAGUGAAAAAGAUACGCAAAUCCCACCUCCCAUUUCACCCGGCCUUUACGACGCUUUGUGGUAGUUUACCAGAAUCCUUGUUUGCCCUGAGUCUGCAAUUCACGUGUGAUUUAUGGUACUUAAUUUGCUGGCUUGUUUAAAUUGCCUUGGAGAAUCUGUUAUAGCUUGGUGUUCAGAAAAUUUCAGAAACCUCAGAAAAACAAAUUGUUUGCCUAGAGAUUUAGGUGUGAUUUAUGGUAUUUUGCUGGUACUAAUCUUUUGUGUAAAUUGCCUCGGAGAUUUGCAGAACACUCUCAUAAUGUUCUCCCUGAUUAACCAUUAUGACUUUAGCUUGGGUGUGUUGACAACGCCGGAAACUUCGCAAAGUAUUUACCCCGAGAUUUAUCAAACGAGGAUCGGAGGAUGAGAGUUGGCACUCAUGCGAUCUUGGUUAGCUGUUCUCAAUGCUUUCCCAACACUAUUAUGUAUUUUAGUUCAGUUAAAACGGACUUGAUACACACUCAUCAAACCAGUUUAUUUUGUUAAUCUAUAGAGCUUGAAAUUCCCCAACUCUCAUUCCCGUUUAAUCGGAGCUUUACGUGUGAUUUAUAGUACUGACAUUAAUCUUUUGUUUAAAUUGCCUCAGAGUUUUGCAGGAUACUCGCAUAAUCUCGAUGCAUCUGUGAUGACAUUCCAACCAAUCCAAGGGAUUCAGGCAUUUAAACUACCCCCUGUGGAGGAGACAAGAUCACUUGCUUACUAGAACUCGAUGUAUCCCACAUGUAAGUCAUUGUAUCCGGCAGUUUUAAGGGUUGGGGAAUUGAUAACUCCUCGCCCUAAAUUGUAACGUUUGAUCAAUGCAUUUUCGUGUUAGGCCAUUUUCGUCGACAUUUUCUAUCUUUAUUACUUCUCAAACUUAAUAUCAAUAAUUUAUGAGCAAACAACACAAAGUCAAUAAUUAGUAGUGUUGCUAUGAUAUACCACAGUAAUAAACGUCCAUCCCUAUCAAUAUAGGGAAUUUCAGUAAGCUGGUUAGAAGAGGCAUCACAUGUUUUUCAACUUCAGAAAUGCUGACAUCUGUAUAGGAGCAAAGAAAUUUAACUAUAUUUUUCAUAUCAUGAUAAAAUUCAAUCUCGGCGUAAGACAAUCUCGACUUGCAAAACACGUUUGGAAUUUUUAACCAAUAAGUAAUUAUAUGUGGCACUGACAAAAAAUUUCCUGCAAGGCAUCAGAAAAUUUCAUGCAAAUAUAUUUUGUUAAAAUUUCCUGGCUGCUGGCGCUGCCUCGGACAUUUUUCAGCACUGGACUACUGCAUAUAAUGAAAAUAAUUUAGUACCUUCUCAUUCUGUUGUAACUGGCAUUCGACUAUACCAUCUCCUGCGUGAUAGUGCUUAUAGUGAAGCCCAGCUUUGUAACUAACCCACCUAUUAACGAAUUUCUCGCUAUUUCAGAUCCCUGCAGCAAAAAACAAGAUUGGGAUAUAUAGGAGUAAAAUCUAAAAGAUUUCUUGCAGCAGAUUUCAUAUUAUGUUGUUUGCACACUGUUUUCUAUAUGGUCUGCAGUUCAUUGUCACUUUUUGGUGAAAUGUUUCACGAUGGCACACACAUUUUACAAAUAUACAAAACACCAUAGAGCACACCUGGCUGUGUGUUUUGAAAUACUCGUGAAGCAAAAUCAUGAGAGCUUGGGAUGUCAGUUAUUGAGAUGUCAUAUCGUUCCUUUCCUAUAAUGUGGAAUAGUUGAACCAAUCAUAAUUUCCACGUGCUGAAGAAUUAGCACAAUCGAGAUAAUAUUUUCAGCAGAGACUGAGUCACAACUUGUCUAAGUUAUCUUCAUUCCAACCGUAUAUCAGUACACGUCAGUUUCACCUGUACGAAACUUGCACAAACCUAAGUGCUGUUAACAAAGAUACUAUGAACCUUGUUUUUUGAAUGCACGAUAAGCCUCUUAUUUGCUUCACCAGUAGCCUGGAUGUUGUGAGAUCUAGUUUAGAUAAAUGAGAUUGAUUUUGAUAAGUCUGGACACUUGUCAGGCUGCUGUGCAGUGCUCAUUAGCAUUUGAUUCAUCCAUAUCGAUACAAAACACAUAGCCAGGUGUUGUUUUUUUACACUGUCUUUGCACAGAUGUAUAACCAAAAACAUUAAAAAUGGAAAAUAUCCGGUAACAAGUUACUGCUGUCAAAGCAAACUUUAUAAUAAAACCGAAAUUGUAAUGAAACCUAUAACUUUCAUCGGCUUGAUUCUUACAACGUUUUUGCAACAACAACAAACAACUUUAUAUAUCAAGGAUAACAAGAAACAGAAUUACAACAGAAAAACCUGCUGUUUUCAAUUUGUUACGUAUUGUUAGGAAUGUGUAUUUUAUCAUCAGCUGCAACAGUUUAAGAUUAAUCCGUUCCGUAUUAAUUUACAUACCAGCUGUGACUUUAGUUGGGUUUAAAGGUUUGUUUACAUGCACUCUCAAAGUUUUUGUGAGCACAGCAGGAAUUUUGCAUUGAAGGAUUUGUAAGUAAUGUUUGAGGAAACUGACUAAGUGUUAAACACGGAGUCAAUAGCCGGUUCCCCUUAUUGCGUAUUCUGAAUACAACUACCAGCAUGCGGACGUGUUAUUGCAUAAUGAAGAAAAUACCCGCAAAGUAUCAUGGUAUAGUUGUAUUCAGAAUACGUAAUAAGGGGAACCGGCUAUCCCCUCGAACAUUGCUUACAAAUCCUUCAAAACUUGGAAUUUACCUAUACAAAAAAUUCCUACUGUCAUCACUGAAAUUUCGAUAGUGUAGCCUUAAAACACUGUGCGAUUGAAAAAAGUACGGCAAACUUUUAGCCUGCAUAAAAAACGUUCAAAAUGAAUAAAAUUAUAGAAAUAUUGGGAAUAUUUUUUAAACCGAAAGUUUAAAAAAUGUUCUCAAUGUAUUCUGAAUUAUUGCUUGCAUUCUAAACUACACAAGUCAGAGUUUCGAGACGAUUUUUACUUUGUUACAUAUCAAUUGAAAUUAGAAAGUUAAAACCAUGUUAUAUAAUGGAAAUUAGAAUGUUAUAGAAGGAUUUAAUAUACUAAAUAUGAAUUAUUUUUAAUCAUGUGUAUUUAGUGUUUGUUCUCAUAUUGAGAACAUUAUUGAUUGUAUUAUUGAUCAUAUUAUUGAUUGAUCAUAUAUCAGCUUGUAUUAUUCGCACAAAGUAUUUAUAUAUAUCUGCUGCAUGUUUUAUAUUUAAAAGUAUACUAGAAGAGUGUUAUACAGCAUUUGUAUAAGUCCAGGGUUCUCACUGACUUUGCAGUGUCGUAUAGAUAUAUAUUUAUAAAGUUUAAAAAAGGAAGUUGUAAUAUAUUAUGCAACUGUUGUAACAAGAUUUUGAAUUAAACGAUUUCUGUAAAA
Messenger RNA from Paramuricea clavata, 8490 nucleotides. Lineage: Eukaryota; Metazoa; Cnidaria; Anthozoa; Malacalcyonacea; Plexauridae. The record is from the annotation of a GenBank genome assembly.